GCCCCGCGCGCGCCUUUGAAAGGCGGCGGGAGCGAGGCGGCGCGCACGAUGGCGAGCCCCGGCCGGCUGCUGUGCGUGGCGGCGGUGCUCCUGUGCGGGGCGGCGGGCCCCGCGCUCUCCAGACCCCGCCACCUCGCCGUCGACAAGCCCAUCAUCGGAAUUGUGAUGCAAAAAUGCCAAAGUAAAGAAAUGAAAAGCCUUGGGAAAUAUUACAUUGCUGCGUCCUAUGUGAAGUAUAUAGAGUCUGCAGGUGGAAGGGUUGUGCCAAUAAGGACUGAUCUUACAUAUUCGGAGUAUUCACAUAUAUUCAGAUCCAUCAAUGGACUCCUUUUACCUGGAGGAAGUGUCAGCCUUAUGCAUUCAGAAUAUGCCCACGUGGCCAAAACGUUUUACAAGAUGGCCAUCCAGAGUUUUGAUGAUGGAGACUACUUUCCCCUGUGGGGCACGUGCCUGGGAUUUGAAGAGCUUUCGUAUCUGAUUAGUGAAGAGUGCUUACUAACUCUCACAGACACGUUCUCAAAGACAUUGCCGCUGAACUUCACGGAAGGUGCAUUAGAGAGCCGAAUGUUCCAGAAUUUUCCUCCUGACUUGUUGCUGUCAUUAGCCAUAGAACCUCUGACUGCAAACUUUCACAAAUGGAGCCUCUCCGUGCAGAAUUUUACUAUGAAUUCAAGGUUAAUGAAGUUUUUCAAUGUGUUAACUACAAAUACAGAUGGCAAUCUUGAGUUCGUAUCAUCUAUGGAAGGAUAUAAAUAUCCAGUAUAUGGGGUCCAGUGGCAUCCAGAGAAAGCACCUUAUGAGUGGGACUCAAAAGGCAUUUCCAAUGCACCUAAUGCUGUGAAGACUGCAUUUUACUUAGCCGACUUCUUUGUUUCUGAAGCUCGAAAAAACAGUCAUCACUAUGAGUCUCUCAUUGAAGAGAAGGAAUCCCUGAUUUAUCAGUUUUCUCCAGUUUAUACUAAAAAUUUUUCUUCAUUUCAACAAUGUUAUAUAUUUGAUUGAAAGUCUUCGAUGUAUCAACAGAGCAACUUUGGAUAAGUCCUUGAGUCAACUGUUACAAAUUGCUAAUCAUGGCUAUAAUUAUGGGAAAGCCAAAGAUUUCUUCUCUAUGUGACUGGCUCUGAUUGUUUAUCAAGAACAUGAUUUUUCUAUUGCAUAUGAUAAUUCAUUGAUAAGACAGAUGAGUAAUAAGCAUUUUUCAUAGAAAAGCCUUCUUAUACCCAAAGAUUAGAAAAAAAUAAAUUUAUUGAGUGUAUAAAUAUUUUAUUUGGGUUUGUUGAUCUGGAAAUAAACAUCAUUGUGUAAUUUCCUAAUCCUACUUCUGCUAAGGACUUUUAAAAUCCUACCUCUCCUUCCCUGGGCUGUCUCUUUCCUUUGGUUCUGAAGAGCAAUCUGUAUUUCAUUGUACAUCUGUAGGAUGUGUGUUGCGAUGUACACAGACAUCCGUUGUCUGCUCUGUCACUUACCUCAGUCAUUGGACACACAUCCUGUUAGUAGUUUGUGUUUUGAACUUUUUAACCCUUCACAAUGUAGACCUUUGGUAAAGUUAUAGAAGUUAAUAUAAAUAACUUCUUGUAACUGAAUUUUUCCCCAUGGAAAAUAACUCAAAAACUAUUGUGCAUUUAUUUUUGUACAUUUUAAAUAUAUGUCUCUCACAUGUGCCACCCUUCGCUAUAACUUACCAUCCCUUUGAAAGUCAGCGGUUUAAGCAUUCCAUGAGGAGAAGCAACUGUCUAGGAAAGAGAGGAAUUUCUGAUCUGUAUUUCAUCAAUGGUGUUUACACACUUGUGCUUUGGGCUUGUCAGAACUGUGACUGGAGAAG
Molecule: messenger RNA, 1822 nt
Organism: Perognathus longimembris pacificus (Pacific pocket mouse)
Lineage: Eukaryota; Metazoa; Chordata; Mammalia; Rodentia; Heteromyidae
Gene: Ggh
Product: gamma-glutamyl hydrolase
Exons: 9
Coding region: 49-1002 (317 amino acids)
Biological process (GO): tetrahydrofolylpolyglutamate metabolic process
Cellular component (GO): vacuole
Molecular function (GO): gamma-glutamyl-peptidase activity
Source: RefSeq, a predicted model, not a curated record